AUGCCCGACGUCAAGAGGAAUGUCCGGCUGGUCACAGAACAGCAUGUUGUAAACAAAGAUUCGGGUGUUGAAGGGUUCCCCCUCCGGGCGUGGUCGAUCGAGAUUUAUCUUGCCAAUGACCACGGAGAGCAAGUGCCGGCCAACGUCUUCGACAAGGAUUUCAGAAGAAGCUGGGGUGAAUUCGACAUGCAAAUCACCCUUCACGCCGAUAAGGAUCACUACGUGACACACGACCUCAACUUUGCACAGACACGCUACGAGUCCAAGCACGUCAUCGUAAGUGUCUCCGUCAUCUUCGCCCCUACCCAUUCAUCCUCAAAACAGGCCGCUCAUACGUAUUUUCAGACAUUCAAAAACCCCAAGCCUGCCUUAUUGGCAGCCCUUCGCGAAUCAGGUCCCGUCCCCGGAGACGAGAAUGGAGUAAAAUCUAAGCGUUCCGCAGCCAGCGAAGAAGGAGCAAAGAAGAAGAAGCGAACAGAGAAGAGCGUGGAUAUGGACAAGUUAGCCGACGGUCUCCAACGACUCGGAGAAGACGAUCUUCUCCAAGUGGUGCAGAUGGUACACGAUAACAAAGCCCCAGACUCGUACACCAAAAACGACGUCGAACAGGGUGAAUUUCAUGUCGAUCUUUAUACCCUACCAGACACCCUUAUCAAGAUGCUGUGGGACUUCACGCAAGAGAAGGGUGCUCUGUGA
This is a messenger RNA of Aspergillus bombycis, 696 nucleotides long. RefSeq names its product putative transcription initiation factor subunit (TAF30). The coding region runs from base 1 to 696 and encodes 231 amino acids. The transcript is spliced from 6 exons. NCBI's taxonomy places the organism in Eukaryota, Fungi, Ascomycota, Eurotiomycetes, Eurotiales, Aspergillaceae. The record is from RefSeq and is a predicted model, not a curated record.